This is a messenger RNA of Parascedosporium putredinis, 2193 nucleotides long. The record is from the annotation of a GenBank genome assembly. Lineage: Eukaryota; Fungi; Ascomycota; Sordariomycetes; Microascales; Microascaceae.
AUGACAGCAGAUCUGGCCGGUCAGGUAGGGGGCUUGGAGACAAGAUUUCAAUCUGUCACUUUAGAAAAGCCUGGGAUCAAAGAAAGUAAUGACCAGGACAGUCCUGUUGUUGACGAUGUGCCGCCCAAGGUGACACCGGCAGUCGAUUCCCUCGCUGAAAAGACGUCUACCGGCACAGACGAGUCAGGUCCUAUACGAUAUAGAAUUGAAUAUGUCGGUAAAGACUCUGGUACUUUUUCGAUCCAGGGAAGAACAGCCACGCUUGACGCUUUGGAAGAGCCUCCAGUCUUUGAGUAUGUCGAGGUCCGCUUGUCAAGCCAGAAAGAACUGACUUCGGCGACAAAGGCGGAGGACAUAAAGAAGACCGAUAAGGGUAAAGGGCGUAUUGUUCAAGAUUUCGUCAAGGAGCACAUUCAAGAAGCCGUGAAUGCCGAAAGAGCCCGUCAUGCAAGGGGAUAUGCCACCUUUGACAUGCUCUGGCUCCUUUACCGGCCGGGUAUCGACGCCUACUUUGAUGUCUUCGAAGUCGCCGAGCAUGAGCCUUAUGUUGUCUCCAGUGUGGAUUACGAGCUCGUGAACGGCUCGACAAGUGCUUAUGAAGUCACGCUUUGGCAUAUCGACGCCGACUCUGUGUGGUACUCUAGUCUUGUCAUGGUUGACCCCAUUCACUACGCGAUGGUGGACGCUAGGGAAAGAACGGAGCUCCUACCUAGCCUGGAACAGCCAUCAGGGCCGGUCGGGAUCUGCGCAUGCCAGAACUGCGAGGAGGUCAUCUACAGCCAUGCCACCAAGCCCAAAUUUGCGAAAUAUUCCAGGGUCAAUCCUCUCCUAGUGGACGAGAUAUCGGAGCACCAAUAUUUCCUGUGCGACCAGUCCAUGGAGGCUUUCGUGUUCAAGAUCAGGGCUUGGAAGCUCCUUCGAGUCGACGGUUUCCAGGACCCAGUGUUUGACAGUGCCCUCUUCGACCGGCUCGUGAUGAAGAACUCCACAAAGGAGCUUAUCAAGGACUUGACCCAGGUAUAUAUCCGAGACAACGCUGGGUCACACCUUCGCGAGGAAAGGCUAUACACGAAAAUCACCGAUGUCUAUAAAGCGCCCGCGAACACGCAAACCAAGACGACCUGGUCUCCCGAUUUCAUUGAAGGGAAAGGCGAGGGCUUGACGAUACUCCUCCACGGAGGCCCUGGAGUGGGAAAAACGUAUACUGCAGAAUGUAUCGCCGAGUUUAUUGAAAGACCCCUGUUGUCCUUGACCUGCUCAGAUAUCGGCGUGAAACCGGAGACGAUUGAAGAAAACCUCGUCAAGUGGUUCAAGGCAGCCGAAAAAUGGGGCGCCGUUAUGCUUGUCGACGAAGCGGAUAUCUACAUGGAGGAGAGGCAGGUCCAGGAUAUCGAGCGAAACCACCUUGUUGCUGGUUUCCUGCGCGCCCUGGAGUAUUACAAGGGUAUACUUUUCAUCACGACGAACCGGGUGGGAACGUUUGAUGAAGCGUUUAUCUCGCGUAUACACUUGCAGAUACACUAUCCUAAUUUCGAGCACGAGGAGAGGGAACGACUGUGGAACACCUUUUUCGAGAAGCUGGAGGAGGACAGGGAAACGACGAUGCGAAUCACGCAAUCCGCCAAGGACUAUGUCCAGUCUCAGGAGAUGCAGGCCUUGGAAUGGAACGGUCGAGAAAUUAGAAAUGGUUGCCGUGGCACUCGCCGAGGCUCAAAACCAAAAGACAAGGAGGGGCGCAUCCUCAUCAAGUCGGACCACCUCAAGGCAACGGUGCAAAUGUCGAGAGAGUUCCGCAACUAUCUAGCAAAACUGCACAAGGGGGAUCUGAGCAAAAGGCUUCUCGGAUGGGCAACAGCCUCCGCCCCUGCUCCUCCGGACGAUACUACCAUUGAAUUACCUGAUCUUCUGAAGACGAAGUUUUUCCUCCUUGAGAAGGAGCCCCAUGUUCAGGUUGGCGAACGGCACCCCAACAAGAGCAUGGCUCGCGACCAUACUAUGGCCAGUGAUAACAAGGUCAAGAAGCCUCUCCGUCAUUACGUUCGUAGCUGUAUCGUCGGACUUAUUUGCUUGCUUGCCAUUCUCAUGGUCGCGAUGCCUGCCGCUCUUAUUGUGAGCGCUCUCUAUGGUAACACGGAAAUCACUGAUCCCUACAAGAACGCCACUACUCAGGGGACGACCCCCAGAACUCCCUGA